CGGUGCGGAUGCGUUGGGACCGGUUGGAGCGGACGGGUAGGCGGGCGGAGCGGCGGGGGCCAUGAGCAGCCCGGGCCUCCGCCUCUCCCUCCUGGCAGCGCUGCUCCUGGCGCCGGUGUGGUCGGGCCCGGGCCCGGGCCGCCCCCCUCCGCCGCGCCGGACGGCCGACGCGCUCUGCCGCCUCCAAGCCGCCCAACGCUGCCUCCGCAACGGACCCGACCCCCGCCACGACCCCCGCGCCUCUCUGCCCCGGGGCCUGGUCUGCUCAGAUUUCCCCUAUACCUACUGGUUCCCGUUCUUCUGCCAGUUUGCCCCUUCCCGCUGUGUCGGCCAUUUCUACUAUGCCAAGCGGGUCCUGUGCGCCCAGGGACCUCUGUCAUCCCUGCCCUCCAGGCGCCAUCGCAGGAUUGUCCCCCGAGCUCUGGACCCCUCCCUGACCCCUCCCACCCCUCCGCAUGUCAUGGCUCAGGGCCUGCGGUACCCCAGCCCCUCCCUCUCUCCGAGCUGGGCGAAGGGAUUGUCCAUCAGCAUAAAGGAACUGCUGCAGUCUUCCCUCUCCCUGGAGGGGCCGGACCUCUCCCGGCCCAACGGCAUCUCCCCGGGUCCCCUGGACAAGGCCCCGCCCGGUCCUAAGGCCCAGGCGAAGGCCCCGGCCCUGCCCCGGCCCAGCCCCGAGGCCGGGGCGAAGGCCCCGUCCGGCCCCGGGCCCGGGGCGCAGGCCUGGGCUGGGGGUCAGGCCCUGCCCAGCUCCGGGGCCGGGGGUCAGGCCCCGGCCCUCCACGCCACCCCUGGCGUGAUAGACAGCGUCCGCCAGCUCAUCGGCUCGGAGCAGGACCUGGAGCCCCACCCCCACAACCACAGCCGCAGCCCAAACCACACCCACGGCCACCAUCACGGCCACGGCCACCGCCACGGGGGCGGGGGCGCUGGUGGUGGCGGGGGCGGCGGCGGCGAAGACAUCGGCGAAGACAUCGGCGAAGACGUCGGCGAAGACAGCCCAGUGUCCGGGAGCCUCCAGACCCUGCCCCACGAUGCCGCCCUGCUGGUGCUCUGCUUCGCCCUGCUGAGAGACAGCUGCACCCGCUCCCCGGCGGCCUGGGCCUGGCAACGCAUUGAGAACGAGACCCUCGGUUUUGGUGAUACGGUGUGCGACAGUCACGGGAGACGACACCUGUCCUCCUGCCCCCUCUGCGCCUUCUGCUCCCUGAAGCUGGAGCAGUGUCAGGAAGAGUCCACCCUGAAGCGGGAGUUCUGUGGACCCUCACACCAAACCCCCUUCUCCAGCCCCUUCCUCGCUGCCCAGAACCAGAACAUCAAGAUGGGGCCAGUGACCAAGGGACUCUACUACGGUCUGGAGGUGUUCGGGGGGCUGCGGAUGGCCUUCUGGUGUGGUCGGCUGGCCGUGCAGGGCUGCGAGGAAACCAGGGUCUCGGGCUGGCUGCAGGCCGAGUUCCUCUCCUUCCAGAGAGGAGACUUUCCCACCAAGAUCUGCGAUUCCAACAAGGUGGAAUACCCCAACUACUGCGCCUUUAAAAGCCGCCAGUGCCUUCUCUACAGCCGGGACAGUCAGAAGGUAUUCCGCCAGAGCUGUCAGAGGAACGAGUCCUACUCGCAGCUGAGCGAGGCCAGCGCGGAGGAGGCGGUGCUGAGCUGGAGCCGGGAGUUCGGCCGCCUAACUCAGGGCUAGGCCGGCCGGGGGGCGGGCCCGGGCCUGCCCUUCUUGCCCCACCCCCGACCCCCGUAGGUCGCACGGCCUUGGGGCUGCCCCGCCACCCCAGGGCCUGCGGAUAAAAGAUUUCGAACCAA
Molecule: messenger RNA, 1806 nt
Organism: Ornithorhynchus anatinus (platypus)
Lineage: Eukaryota; Metazoa; Chordata; Mammalia; Monotremata; Ornithorhynchidae
Gene: ACRBP
Product: acrosin binding protein
Exons: 10
Coding region: 62-1687 (541 amino acids)
Cellular component (GO): nucleus; acrosomal vesicle
Source: RefSeq, a predicted model, not a curated record